Exophiala oligosperma is the source of this 1008-nucleotide messenger RNA. RefSeq lists its product as uncharacterized. Gene Ontology annotation, cellular component: nucleus. Lineage: Eukaryota; Fungi; Ascomycota; Eurotiomycetes; Chaetothyriales; Herpotrichiellaceae. Bases 1 to 675 code for a protein of 224 amino acids. The record is from RefSeq and is a predicted model, not a curated record. The transcript is spliced from 3 exons.
AUGAAUCUGUUCCAGCCACAGCAACAUGUUCCCUACGCUGGGACUGAGCCUGGCUCCGAAUCAAAUGAGAAGGAAGAUGAUGCGUGGGUCAAGGCGCGGCAGCAGAUAGAGGCUCUCAAGAAGCCGAAGCCUGCCGAAGAGGGAAAACAAGAAGGAGGUGAGAGCCUCUACGAAGUCUUGCAAAGAAACAAAGCUGCCAAGCAAGAGGCAUUUGAAGAGUCGAUAAAGCUGAAGAACCAGUUCCGUGCUCUCGAUGAUGACGAGGUCGACUUCCUAGACUCGGUUCUCGAGUCGGAAAGGGCAAAAGAGGACGCAGCCAAGAGAGAGAUGUCCGAACAGCUCGAGGCCUUCCGUUCGCAACGCGCCAAGGCAGAAAAGGAUCUUUUGGAACAUGAAAAACCGGACGAAGAGGAACGGGUGGGCGCUCCGGUGGGCAAGAAUACGUGGACAGCCCAGAAGAAGCGCCGUCGCCGUGAUGAGGAGACAAAAGCCAUUGCAACAAACAAAACGAGAAAGCUCUCAUCCUCCACCGAAAACACACCUCGGCAGCCAACAGGACUAGAAGAAUCCAGGGAGAUUGCGACACACGAGGCUGCAAAUCAAUCAUCGACUGCUCAAGUCAAGUCCACGCCUGUCGCCCUUGGCUUGGGCGAUUAUUCCUCAGACGAGGAUUGAUGUAUAAUCCCGAUCUCGCCACGACUGCGUCAACAUUCCUCUUCAGCAUGACCACUUGGGGGCUGAGCAUUUUGCACUUCAAGUCAUUUACAGCGAAAGUUCUCAAGCAAUCUAUUGUUACAGAACAGGGUAUGCUUCUAUGGACCGCCUCCAGGGGAUUUGUGCAACCAGACCAACGCCCCGUUCUCAGGUGCAAUAAUAGAUGAAAGCCCUGGCUGGUGCAAAUUCGGCCAAUAAGUUGCGCGGUGAACAACAUCCUUCUGUCUCUGGACUGGUACGUUAUGCGAAGGACUUUGACCCGCAAAUGCUAUGCUGCAAGUUGGCCCACGCCGG